AUUUCUGCUAAAAAUAACUACAUAAUGAUUAUGUAUGAGAAGCAAAUGUCAAUCACAUUAACUAGAUAACAACUGGUGCUUGCAGCAUGAUUCACAGUUGUGCGAUAAAAUUAUCAUGAUUGACCACAUCUUUGCCUACCGAUGGCUAAUUUGUACAGUUACAAAAUGAAGCUGUUCCUAGCCGGUUGUGUUUUUAUCGCCUAUUUGGUACACGUACUCGUAGCGAACCAAAAAGGAUGUUCUUUUUCGGUGCAUGGCCAAAGUGAGAAAAAUUCUCCCAUCUUAUUGCAGAACGACACGACAUUGAUUGUGCCCAAUAACGGUAAAGUCAGCUUGAAGAGAAGAGAGACCGUCACGUUGGUGUGUCCAGAUUCCAAGAAUUAUUUAGUUGGAACUCAAUCAAACAUUACGCACGCACAGUGCGUGCAAGGACACAUUUUACGAGUGGCCAAUCAAGAUGUGAAUUUCCGUGAUCUUCAAUGCAACAAGAUUAUUAAAGGAACAGUAUUCAAAACAACGAAGAAAUGUGGGGAUAAUAAGGGACGCAUUUACAAAAUUGGUUACCAAAUUUCCUCACGAAAUUUCUUAACGUUAAUCGAGGUUUGCUACGACCCCAGUUCAGGAUCCACUCUAUAUACUGAACAUUUACUUCACGGACAAGACAUCAAAUACGCUUCCAAAUCAAAUUAUCGCCCAGCUUUUAGUCCUGAAGCUUCCGGAGUUGCUGUUUCCGUCGCGUACAGACAGACGUUUCAGAAAGCAACAUUCAAUAAAUUAAUGAAAUCAGCUUUAAAAGCUCAGGAAUACAUUAAUGACAACUCCUUUCUAUCUCGUGGUCAUUUAUCGCCUGAUGCGGAUUUUCUCUACGCCGCCACUCAAUACACGUCUUAUUAUUACAUAAAUGCGGCUCCUCAAUGGCAAGCAAUUAAUGCUGGAAAUUGGAAAAAAAUCGAGCUAUUAAUACGGAAGCUCGCUGAUAACCUUCAAGAAACUCUAACCAUAAUCACAGGAACUUACGGCGUUUUGACUCUUCCGGACAUUAAUGAGAAUGAAGUGGAUAUAUAUCUCGUUUCCGGUAGUAAACUACCGGUUCCUAAAUUUUUGUGGAAAAUUAUUUAUUCGAAACAAUUGCGACAAGCUGUGGUUUUGGUUAAUUUAAAUAAUCCUUUUGUUAAAGAAAUUGUGACAGAACAUUUUUUGUGUCCGAAUAUUUGCAGUAAAGUAGGCUGGGGUGCGGGUUCAUGGUCAAACUACCAACGCGGUUUUGUGUAUUGUUGUGAUUACAAACAGUUUGUUGAUAAAGUUGAAACUGCACCGAAGCUCAGCGUUGUGGGUGUACUACAAGGGCCGAAGUAAUUGCCUCAAUUCUUCUUAGUUUUAAUUAAAUGACGCUAUUUAUGACGGGAUUUUAUGAUGUAUGUAAUUUUCUACAAUGUAUUAAAUUUUAAGUAAUUUCUAUUUCUUUACAAAUAAUAGAUCAAUUCCAAAGGAAUAUUAACUUUGGAAAGUAGUGAAAACAUUAAAUACAUGAGCUUCUUUUAGUUUCCGAAAGAAUUAAUAAAGGGAUGUUUUAAAAUAAAGCAAAUAUAAAGAGUAA
This is a messenger RNA of Tribolium madens (black flour beetle), 1597 nucleotides long. RefSeq lists its product as uncharacterized. The coding region runs from base 142 to 1356 and encodes 404 amino acids. The record is from RefSeq and is a predicted model, not a curated record. Gene Ontology annotation, cellular component: nucleus; mitochondrial inner membrane. Gene Ontology annotation, molecular function: nucleic acid binding; metal ion binding; RNA endonuclease activity. Gene Ontology annotation, biological process: apoptotic DNA fragmentation. The transcript has 5 exons. Lineage: Eukaryota; Metazoa; Arthropoda; Insecta; Coleoptera; Tenebrionidae.